Messenger RNA from Colius striatus (speckled mousebird), 474 nucleotides. RefSeq names its product PDZ domain containing 9 (gene PDZD9). Bases 75 to 338 code for a protein of 87 amino acids. The record is from RefSeq and is a predicted model, not a curated record. NCBI's taxonomy places the organism in Eukaryota, Metazoa, Chordata, Aves, Coliiformes, Coliidae. The transcript is spliced from 3 exons.
AGAGGAUAGACAAAAGGAAGACACAUCUGCCAUGGGCUUUUAGCUCCACAGAAAUAGCUCUUCCUCUGCACUUGAUGGAACAUACACACUCUUCAUCCACAGCUGGGGAUGAAACUAAGAGGCAGUUGUCAGCACUGGAAAACGUCCCUCAGGAAACAGUGAUUGUAGCAUUGAAGGCAAACAUUAAGAUGAGUGCACAAGGAUCAGGUCUCACAACCAUACAGAACGGGCCAUAUCUCCAGAGAGUAAACCUCAUUAAGAAAAGCCCUGCAGCUAACGGUGGAAAGCUAAAGCCAGUGCAAGAGGUUAUCUCUACCGAAAUCUUCAGUGGCCACUGAAGCGUAGUAAUCACAGAACUGAUCAGUGAACUGAAAAGCUGCAUGUUUCAGACUGUAAAUGCAGGAACAGAGAAGCAAAAUGAUCUGCAUCUGCAGUUCAGAGACUGCACCACUUUGACUCACCACUACAGUGUUU